Dentiscutata erythropus is the source of this 720-nucleotide messenger RNA. The record is from the annotation of a GenBank genome assembly. NCBI's taxonomy places the organism in Eukaryota, Fungi, Glomeromycota, Glomeromycetes, Diversisporales, Gigasporaceae.
AUGUAUCAAGAAAGGCAAUUGGAAAGUAAUGAAGCUGAAAUUAGAAUAAAUGACGAAUAUCUAAUUGGACAGCCUAAAGGUGCACUAACUAUUCUUGAUAAAUAUAGUAAAUUUAUAGGAUUUAUAAUUUCUAAACCUGAAAAAAAAGAUAGAUCGGAAAUAGCUUAUGCAUUGUAUUGUGAAUACUGGAAUAGAGGAAUAGGGCAAUCAGUUUUAAGUAAGAUGGUUGAUGAGUGGGGUCCUGAAGUAUGCAGAAUUGGUUUAGGAGAAAAUCUUUACAUACAGAAUAAACAAGAAAUUUUUCAAUUUAAUGGUAAAGAAUUAGAACAAUUCAGGGCUACAGUUAGACCUAUAAAUGUCAGUUCUUGGUCUAUCCUUAAGAAAGUAGGUUUUGAACCAGUACUAGCAGACAAAUUAAUUGAUUUUGAAAAUAAAAGUACUCAAAUUCUAACAGAAAAAAUUAAACUUGACAAUAAAUUAGAUCCUUAUAUUUCGAUUAAGGAUCAAAUUGCUCAUCGUUUUAAAAAUAUUAAAGUAUAUGCUGUAUCCGCAAAAUACGAUGACUCUAAAAAAAUCGUCAUUAAAAGACCUUAUUGCCCAAAUGGAUUUGUUGCUACUAUUCUUCAUGCUUAUAACUAUCAUAAACAUUUACGUCUAAGUUCUGAUAAUGUUUGGCUUACAAUUUCUCAAGGUGUUAGUCAUCAUAUUAAUUAUAAUUAA